CCGGAGCGCACUUCUCUCGACAACCACAUUAAACCUUUAGAAGUUUAGUUCAACUUCAGCGUAACGAUGGCCCCCAAGAGCAAGAAGACCGGUGACACCAUCAACUCGCGCCUGGCGCUUGUGAUGAAGUCCGGAAAGGUCACCCUCGGCUACAAGUCCACCAUCAAGACCCUCCGCUCUGGCAAGGCCAAGCUGGUCAUCAUCGCCGCCAACACUCCCCCUCUCCGCAAGAGUGAGCUCGAGUACUACGCCAUGCUUGCCAAGGCUCCCGUCCACCACUUCUCCGGAAACAACAUUGAGCUCGGUACCGCCUGCGGUAAGCUCUUCCGCACCUCCACCAUGGCUAUCCUCGAUGCCGGUGACUCCGACAUCCUCUCUAGCCAGUAGGUGUAAAGCUUUGUCAAUGAUUUCAUGUUAUGUCUGAACGGCGGAAUGCCAUGAUGUACACCGUCACGGCACGAUUUAGAUAAUGACAGAAUGAACUUUACAUCUAUA
This is a messenger RNA of Aspergillus ibericus CBS 121593, 495 nucleotides long. RefSeq names its product 60S ribosomal protein eL30. The record is from RefSeq and is a predicted model, not a curated record. NCBI's taxonomy places the organism in Eukaryota, Fungi, Ascomycota, Eurotiomycetes, Eurotiales, Aspergillaceae. Bases 67 to 387 code for a protein of 106 amino acids. Gene Ontology annotation, cellular component: cytosolic large ribosomal subunit. Gene Ontology annotation, molecular function: structural constituent of ribosome; RNA binding. The transcript is spliced from 5 exons.